AAACGUGAUACCUCAUUGCCCCUUUCAUAUUUUUGUCGUUUUUCAAAAGGUCCCUUCAACUUUAUUCCUAUUGAUAAGAUGGCCUACAAAUCUCCUGAAUUUAUCAGGAAAUCCAAAAAAAUAAAUAAUCGAAAACCCCUUUUCAAAUCCGUACUCACAAUUUCAAAUUUGAAGUAAUCUUGAAAUAAAGAUUUGAUUUUUAUCUGAUUUUUGCCCUUGAAAUUGAGAUUCUUGAUUCUUGAUUUUUGAUCAUAGUUCCCAUAUGGGGUUUGAUAAAGAUAAAGCAAGUUCAUCCUCUCAUGUCUUGCAAAUCCCAAGAGAAGACACACCAUUAUUAUCCAAGAAUCAACAUCUUUCUUCACCUUCAAAGACUUUUGCUAAUGUUUUCAUUGCUAUAGUUGGAGCAGGUGUUCUUGGUCUUCCAUAUACCUUCAAGAGAACAGGAUGGGCAAUGGGUUCUCUUAUGCUAUUUUCAGUUGCAUUUUUAACUUACCAUUGUAUGAUGCUUCUUGUGUAUUCAAGAAGAAAGAUUGAAUCCCAUCUCAAGAUUUCCCAAAUUUCAUCUUUUGGUGAUUUGGGGUUUGCUGUUUGUGGACCUAUUGGUAGAUUUGCUGUUGAUGCUAUGAUUGUUCUGUCACAAGCUGGUUUUUGUAUCAGUUACAUAAUUUUCAUAGCAAAUACUUUAGCAUAUUGUUUUAAUUACUCCAAAACUAAUCCAAAUCCCAAAAUCUUGGGGUUUCCACCUAAAGUUGUGUAUAUUUGGAGCUCUUUUCCCUUUCAGUUGGGAUUGAAUUCAAUUCCUACUCUUACCCUUUUAGCCCCUUUGAGUAUUUUUGCUGAUGUUGUUGAAUUAGGAGCUAUGGGGGUUGUGAUGGUUGAAGAUGUGAUGAUUUAUUUAAAGAGUAGUCAUGUUCUUGAAGCUUUUGGUGGAUUUAGUGUGUUUUUCUAUGGUCUUGGUGUAGCUGUUUAUGCUUUUGAAGGUGUUGGAAUGGUGUUGCCUUUGGAAGCUGAGACAAAAGACAAGGGAAAAUUUGGGAAAAUCUUGGGUUUUUCAAUGGCUUUGAUAUCUCUAAUGUAUGGUUCUUUUGGAGUGUUGGGAUAUUUUGCUUUUGGUGAAGAUACAAAGGAUAUAAUUACGACGAAUCUCGGACAAGGAGUGCUUAGCAGCCUUGUUCAAAUUGGUCUUUGCAUAAAUUUGUUCUUAACUUUCCCUCUGAUGAUGAAUCCAGUGUAUGAAGUAGUGGAAAGGAGGUUUUGUGAAGGGAGGUACUGUGUUUGGCUAAGAUGGAUUAUGGUUUUGUUAGUGACAUUUGUGGCAUUGUUGGUUCCAAAUUUUGCUGAUUUCUUGUCAUUGGUUGGGAGCAGUGUGUGCAUAAUUCUUGGCUUUGUGUUGCCUGCUUUGUUUCAUCUGAUCGUGUUCAAAGAUGAGCUAAGAUGGCAUGGUUUGGCUUGUGAUGGUGCAAUUAUUGUAUUGGCUGCUGUUUUUUCAGUCUAUGGAACCUACUCUUUAAUGCUGGAGGUAUUUGGAGCCAAGGAAUAAAUUGUUUGUUUCCCUUUUUAAUGUACAAGUUCAAGAGAAGUUUAUCAUGUAUUAUCCAUUAGAACUCCGAAGUUAAGCGUGUUUAGGCCAGAGUAAUAUUAGAAUGGGUGACCCUCGGAAGUCCUUGUGUUGCAUUCCUCAUUCGAAAACAGCCUAUCUACCUCCACGAGGUUUACAUACACUAGACUUCAGAUGUGGGAUUACACUUGAUAUGUUAUUGUUGCUGUUUAUUAUGCAUUAUGGUUCUGUGAGGGACAUGAUCAUGUCCAUUUAGUAUUCAUUGCAAAUAAUCGUAGUUUGCUCAAAAAUGGCCAUUUGGGUCUCUUCAUUGUACUAUUUUCAAUAGUAAUAUAUUAUGAUAUGAGAGUUAUAAUA
Messenger RNA from Solanum dulcamara, 1915 nucleotides. RefSeq names its product amino acid transporter AVT3B. NCBI's taxonomy places the organism in Eukaryota, Viridiplantae, Streptophyta, Magnoliopsida, Solanales, Solanaceae. The record is from RefSeq and is a predicted model, not a curated record. The transcript has a single exon. Gene Ontology annotation, molecular function: amino acid transmembrane transporter activity. Gene Ontology annotation, cellular component: vacuolar membrane. Bases 263 to 1540 code for a protein of 425 amino acids. Gene Ontology annotation, biological process: amino acid transmembrane transport.